CAAGUGAGAUGCACCAGGCAAGUGGGAUGCAGCAGGAAAGUGAGAUGCAGCAGACCUCUGCUAGGAAGCAGGGAUCUCGUCUAUUGAAUGGUCUCCGUGUGAACAGAGUGACACCAGCCCGUUCGUCGUCCGAUUUUCAGAAAGGAGAAAUGUUCUGGGUACGCCAUAAUAUAAACAAAAGGAUAUGCACCAAUUUUCUGCCAGAAGCCAGGCACGAGGACAUAUGCAAGUGCGGCUAUGAUAAAGAGGAUCAUCAUCACCUGAACUGCAGCCCUUCCUUAGGCGUGGCCGAGAGAUGGGACUCAACCUGGCACACUGACGCUGAGCCGACCGAUGCCUUUGGCGAAAUUGAAUUUGUUGGAUAUGGGCAGAGAAUCGGAAAGUACGUGAGAGUUGACCAUGCGACCAAAAUGGAUACAAUGAUAGACUUACUAAAGGACGUGUGGAAACUCAGCACACCAAACUUGCUCAUCUCUGUCACCGGGGGUGCCAAGAACUUUUCCAUGAGCCCUCGUCUGAAGGAGGUGUUUCACAGGAGUCUCAUUAAGGCAGCACAGAGCAACGGUGCUUGGAUAAUCACGGCGGGAACGCACGCGGGAGUCAUGAAGCACGUCGGCGAGGCGGUGCAGGACUAUGUGCUUGCGCACGGCAUGCACGCCCAGGAGAAUGUCAUAGCCAUCGGCAUCGCUCCAUGGGGCGUCAUUAGCAGUCGAAACGACCUCGUCGAUCCAAAGGGCAAGUGGCCAGCGCGCUAUAGAGUUGACAUUGAACCAUCGAGCCAGGAGGUGCAACUCGAUCCAAACCAUUCACAUUUCAUACUGGUGGACGAUGGAACACAGCACACGUUUGGAGUAGAGAUUGGCUUCAGAGAAAGGCUUGUUCAGGAGAUUGCCAAGCAGGGCGUAGACACAAGUUCCUCAGGAUCUCUGAGCGUGCCGGUCGUGUGUAUCGUCGUUGAAGGAGGGCCAGGAACACUAGAGAACGUAUACACAGCCGUGCUCAACGACACACCCAUCGUGAUUGUAGAGGGAUCAGGCCGUGCAGCAGACUUGCUGGUGUAUGCAUACAAGGCAUGUAAGACUGUGACAAGAGAUGAAAUAGAUGAAUUCGGUGCAAGAAAAACAGAAAUUGAGCCUGUGAUAGAUGACAACCUGCGAUACGAGCUUUUGGAUAAACUGUCUCAUGAGUUUGGAACCACACACCUCCAGAAACGUUGGAACUGGCUUCGUCAAAUACUCAAAAAGCGCCACCUGCUGUCCGUUUUCAAACUCGACAGUAGUGAAUCGGCUCAGGAUAUUGACAUUGCAGUGUUGAAUGCUCUGCUGAGAACCAAUGAGAGUAAAGUGACACAGCUUAGAUUGGCCAUCGCAUGGAACAGGAUAGAUAUGGCCAGGAAUUAUAUAUUCACUGAGAAUACAAAGUGGAAGGUUGGUGAGCUAGCAGAGAUCAUGGUGAAUGCCAUCCUCGACGAUCGCGUCGAGUUUGUCCAGGUCAUGCUGGAGCAGGGCAUUAGUCUGACGGACGUGAUCACUCGAAAACGGCUCAAAGAAAUGUACAACGUGGUGAAGCAGCACAGCAGUCUUCUGGAGCUGCUAUUGGAGGUUAUGCUGGGUUACCAUGGCGAUGAAGACGUGGGGCUGCAGCACAUUGGGGAGCUGAUCGGCACGUUGAUGGGAGAUUUCUUCACACCUCCUUACAUCGCUGACAAUGCUUCUGAUGCCCUACUGAAGAAUCCAGCACGUGAGCUGUUCUAUUGGUCUGUGUUCAACAACCGCUACCAGAUGGCAUUGCUGUUCUGGCAGAAUGGCAAGAAUCAGAUCGCUGCGGCGCUAACUGCCUUCAAGCUGCUGACUACAGCUGUGGAGAGAAUACCGGAUAUUGCUGACGCAUAUUCCUCCGUGGCGGAUAGCAUCACUAACUUUGAGGAGCUGGCCGUCGGCACGCUAACGCAGUGCUACAAGACGAAUGAGAGGAAGACGCUGGAGCUGCUCGUCAGCGAGACGCCGCAGUUUGGCGGCGCCACAUGCCUCGCUCUCGCUGCCAGCUCUCACAGCUUCAGCUUCAUGUCGACCGUCGCCUGCCAGGACGUGCUCAACAACCUGUGGCGUGGCGGCCUGUCCGGCGGCACCAGCAUCAGCAAGAACACAUUCAUGGCAGCGAGAGUUCUGCUGGCACUAGACCUUGUGCUGUUCUUCAUGCGACUCCUGCACAUCUUCCUUGUCCACAAAGAACUAGGACCAAAACUUGUGAUGAUUGCUAGAAUGCUGAACGACCUCCUGUAUUUCAUCAGCAUCAUGGUCGUCUUUGUAAUUGCCUACGGUGUCGCAUCGAUGGCCAUACUCUUUCCAAACACGCCGUUCAGUGCCACGCUUGUCAAGGACAUCCUAUACAACGCCUACUUCCAGAUGUACGGAGAACUGUUGCUAGAAAGUAUCGAAGGUACGGACUGCAGUAGUAUCGCUGCAGUGUGGCAGACUGGUGUGCUGCCUCGCUGUCCUGAGCUGUCCAACGUCGUGUUGUGUCUGCUAGCUCUCUACCUUCUCCUGACCAACAUACUGCUGUUCAACCUUCUCAUUGCAAUGUUCAGUUACACGUUUGAGAAAGCCCGAAACAAGACGGAUAGCAUAUGGAAGUUUCAUCGCUACUGGCUCGUCAUGGAGUACUUUGAGAGACCUCCGCUCGUGCCGCCGUUAAUAUGCCUCGCCCAUGUCUUCCUUGGCGCGCGUGCCGUGCUCCAUGGCAACCGGCACCACUUGUCGACACCCUUCAAGAAGCACUUGAGCGACGAGGACAGGAAGUCGGAGGAGCGGUUUGAGAUGAUAAUGGCCGACGUUCAUUAUCGCAGCGUCAUCGCCGACCUCAACGGUUGUGAUGGCCGCCGCUUCAGAGACCUACAGGACAGUAUCUCGCUGCUCUCAAACAAAGUUAUGAAAAGUCAGGAAGUGAACGAUCUACAGGAGAAGGUUGACAGCCUUACGUCUGCUGUGAGCAUCCUACAGACACAGCUUGAGAAAACCAAUGUCGCGAUGGCAUGGGUUGUUGGUGUAUUGGCUGAAAAGAAUAGUAAGCCUCUCCCAAGCAGUUUUAUAGAAGAGACCAUUGAAGGCAGCCCUCGUCAUCAGAUGCAGAAGAAUGAGAAAUCCCGCUAUGAACCUUCGACUCUGGCGAGGAAAAUGUCGUUAGAGAUGGACAAGCAGGAGCAGCAGAAGCUCCACGUGAAUUGCCGCAGUUCUCCGUACCCAGGCUCUGCAGAGCUGAGAGUCUCUGUACCAGACGACAAAGUUCCAUGGGAGAUAUUCUGCAGGGAUGAAAGUCUCUGCAUAUAG
Priapulus caudatus is the source of this 3326-nucleotide messenger RNA. RefSeq names its product transient receptor potential cation channel subfamily M member 2-like. Lineage: Eukaryota; Metazoa; Priapulida; Priapulimorpha; Priapulimorphida; Priapulidae. Gene Ontology annotation, cellular component: membrane. The coding region runs from base 9 to 3326 and encodes 1105 amino acids. The record is from RefSeq and is a predicted model, not a curated record. The transcript has 24 exons. Gene Ontology annotation, biological process: calcium ion transmembrane transport. Gene Ontology annotation, molecular function: ligand-gated calcium channel activity.